UCGGAAUGAGGACGAAGUCGGCCUAAUUAGGGAUUGUGUGGCUGUGGCUGAGGUGGCGCAACAGUCCCAAGGAGCUGAGAGUCAGCAGCAUUUGGAUGCCAGCCCCAGUGCCAAUUGUUGUCGACAAACCUCGGGGACAGCCCUGAGCAGUGCUGAGUUUCAGCGGCGGGUUAUAAACAGUUUAAAUAUCGUGAGGCACAAUCAGGCUGAAAUUAUACAGAUGCUGACAGUAGCCCUACAAAGAAAUAGUCCUCCAGGUGCAGAAACUUCAAACACUCCUGAGCCAGUGCUGCGCUGCCCACUGGACAGUGUGCGAGAAGUCCUUGAUUUCAAUGAAGAACUGACUGAAGGAAAAAGUGAAGCUCUGGUUCUGGACCUUAUGGGCUAUGGAACAAGAACCCUGAACACAACUAUUAAGUCAAUGAUGGCUUAUAUAAUGAGUGAUCAGGCUGCGUCGGAAUUUAGUAUGGACGGCCGCAAAGGCAAGGUUCGAUUUAGGGACCUGAAGCUCGUCAAAGUUCUGUUCUGUAAGUGUACAUCUUCACAUCUGGUAGAAAUUGACUGUUUCUUGAAACUUAAGGCGCGCCCAUUUCUUUUAGCGGCUGCUCGGCGGACACGCCACCACAAAGACUGCACGGUAGACGACGUGCUCUACCACAUAAAGGAUUGGCUGCACAUAGUGAUUGAGGAUUCAAAAUGA
This is a messenger RNA of Dermacentor albipictus, 700 nucleotides long. The record is from RefSeq and is a predicted model, not a curated record. NCBI's taxonomy places the organism in Eukaryota, Metazoa, Arthropoda, Arachnida, Ixodida, Ixodidae.